GUUUCUCAAAGGAAGCGACCAGUGCAACGAAUUGAUGUUGGGUUGAUUGCUCGGGCUGAAAGAUAGUCUGAGUCUACCAUAUCAUAGUGCACAAUUGAUCUUGGUGUUGCCAGUUCAAGAUGGGUUUCACUAAGGAAGAUGCCAUGAUUGGUAUCAUCGGCAUGGGUGACAUGGGCAAGAUGUAUGCCCAGCGCCUGAGCAUGGCAGGGUGGAGGAUAAAUGCAUGUGACAAGCCUGAUAGUUUUGAGAGCCUGAAAUCUGAAUUUGCUUCUCAAAAAGGUGUCACUAUCUAUCCGAAUGGGCACCUGGUUUCAAGAAUAAGCGACUUCAUUAUAUACAGUGUAGAGGCCGGAGUGAUCGACAAGGUAGUCGCGGAAUAUGGCCCAUCUACCAAGGUCGGUGCGAUUGUCGGUGGCCAGACAUCUUGCAAAGCUCCAGAGCUGGCCGCGUUCGAGAAGCAUCUCCCUUCAGAUGUAGAGAUUGUAUCCUGCCAUUCACUCCAUGGCCCUAACGUCAACCCGAGAGCUCAACCACUGGUCUUGAUACAGCACCGCGCAUCGGACGAGAGUCUCCGAUUCGUCGAAAAUGUCCUGUCGUGCUUCGAAUCCAAGUUUGUCUAUCUCACUGGCGAGAUGCACGACCGAAUCACUGCAGAUACACAAGCUGUUACACAUGCGGCUUUCCUGAGCAUGGGCACCGCAUGGCAGGCGAAUAAACAGUUUCCAUGGGAGAUAUCUCGCUGGGUAGGAGGAAUCGAAAACGUGAAGAUCAAUAUCACUUUGCGCAUCUACUCCAACAAAUGGCACGUCUAUGCUGGCUUGGCCAUUCUCAAUCCAAGCGCGAAGAAACAGAUCAGACAGUAUGCUGAAUCAGUGACGGACCUCUACAAGCUGAUGAUCGAGGGUCGCCGAGAGGAGCUUAAGCAGCGUGUCAAGGCAGCAGGCGCAGCCGUCUUUAGAGCAGGCACGGAGGGACAAGACCUGUUGCUAAAAGACGAGGUUCUUGACCGGUUCUCGCUCUCAAAGGGACCUCGUGAGGCGUCGCCUCCUAACAGUCACCUUAGUUUGCUCGCAAUCGUGGAUUGUUGGUCAAAGCUUGGAAUUGUCCCUUAUGACCAUAUGAUUUGCUCUACGCCUCUCUUCCGUCUUUGGCUGGGAGUCACAGAGUACCUCUUCCGUAAUCCCGAUCUGCUUGAGGAGGCAUUGGAUACUGCCGUUGAUGAUAAGACAUUCCGCUCUGACGAUUUGGAAUUUACAUUUGCGGCUCGGGCAUGGUCGGAUUGUGUUUCCUUUGGCGAUUUCGAAUCCUACCGCGAUCGGUUUGAGCGUAUCCAGGGAUACUUCGCUCCUCGUUUCCCCGAUGCCGUCACGCUGGGCAAUGAAAUGAUGAAGACUAUCCUUGAGAAGACGAAGAGCAACUAAACCUGGAGAGGGAAAGAUAACGACAAAAUGAUUAUGAUACAAAGGCAGCCAAGGGCGGGAAAGGGCCGAAUGAGAAUCAUCACGAGAUCAACAUUCUAGGCCUAGGACGAAGGCAUAAUUCCGGGACUUUUACUCUCACAUAUUGCUGAGCUUGUCAAGAUACAACAAUUGGCAACUAUCUAUAUGAUACUGGAAUGCAAGUAAAAAUUUACGCAUUUCCAACAAAUGUUUGUAUUGCAAAUUCUCUUAUCAGGUAGCGUAUACCCCAUAGAUGCGCGGCCCAUAUUCAAG
Molecule: messenger RNA, 1712 nt
Organism: Aspergillus caelatus
Lineage: Eukaryota; Fungi; Ascomycota; Eurotiomycetes; Eurotiales; Aspergillaceae
Product: prephenate dehydrogenase (NADP(+))
Exons: 7
Coding region: 120-1421 (433 amino acids)
Biological process (GO): L-tyrosine biosynthetic process
Molecular function (GO): NAD+ binding; prephenate dehydrogenase (NAD+) activity; prephenate dehydrogenase (NADP+) activity
Source: RefSeq, a predicted model, not a curated record